AUGCCGAGGAGCACAUACAUCGCCGAAGAGAAGAAGAUGCCAGGACACAAACCUAUAAAGGAUAGGUUGACCCUCGCCCUGUGUGCCAAUGCGAGUGGCGACUGCAAAAUAAAGCCACUACUCGUAUACCAUUCGGAGAACCCCAGAGCCUUUAAAGCACACAAGAUAAUAAAGGAGAAACUCCAUGUUAUGUGGAGGGCAAACCCUAAGGCGUGGGUCACCAGGCAGUUCUUUAUCGACUGGGUAAACCUUGUGUUUGGUCCUUCAGUGAAGAAAUAUUUGAAGGACAACAACCUGCCCCUGCGAGCCCUUCUCGUCCUCGAAAAUGCUCCUGCACAUCCACCACAGAUCGAGGAAGAAAUACUCGACGAGUAUAAUUUUGUGAAGGUUCUCUACCUUCCUCCAAACACCAACCCUAUCCUCCAGCCAUUGGACCAACAGGUAAUAUCAAAUUUCAAGAAACUCUACACCAAGCACCUGUUUCGCCGUUGCUUUGAGGUGACGGAGAACACAAACCUCACCCUUCGAGAGUUUUGGAAGGAGCAUUUUAACAUAGCAAUAGGCCUCAAAAUUAUCGAUAUUGCCUGGCAGGGAGUUACAAAAAGGACCUUGACCUCUGCUUGGAAGAAGCUGUGGCCUGAAAAUGUGGCUGAAAGAAAUUUUGAAGGGUUUGAGAUUGAGGAAGAAGAGGAGUCGGUGGAGGAAGAGAUCUUGUCCAUUGGCAAGACUAUAGGUCUGAAGGUGGAUGAAAGAGACAUCGAGGAACUCGUUGAGGAGCACUCCGAGGAACUCGUUGAGGAGCACUCCGAGGAACUUACGACUGACGAGUUAAAGGAGUUACAAGAGCAACGGCACACAGAAGCAUUAACUGAAGCUACUUCGGAGGGAGAGGUGACAGAGCCGGAGAUAAUCAGUACAAAAGACCUCAAGGAUAUUUUAGCAAUGUGGGAGAGGGUGGCAGGUUUUGUUGAAAAGAACCAUCCUGAAAAAAUUGCAACAAGUCGUGCGACAGAGCUUUUCAACGACACGUGCCUACAUCAUUUCAGAAACAUUCUCAAAGGGAGAAUGAAAUAG
Messenger RNA from Macrobrachium nipponense, 1074 nucleotides. Its product is annotated as tigger transposable element-derived protein 1-like. Gene Ontology annotation, molecular function: DNA binding. Gene Ontology annotation, cellular component: nucleus. The coding region runs from base 1 to 1074 and encodes 357 amino acids. The transcript has a single exon. The record is from RefSeq and is a predicted model, not a curated record. Lineage: Eukaryota; Metazoa; Arthropoda; Malacostraca; Decapoda; Palaemonidae.